This is a messenger RNA of Doryrhamphus excisus (bluestripe pipefish), 3477 nucleotides long. It is a transcript of the gene adprhl1, whose product is annotated as ADP-ribosylhydrolase like 1. The record is from RefSeq and is a predicted model, not a curated record. Gene Ontology annotation, biological process: protein de-ADP-ribosylation. NCBI's taxonomy places the organism in Eukaryota, Metazoa, Chordata, Actinopteri, Syngnathiformes, Syngnathidae. Gene Ontology annotation, molecular function: magnesium ion binding; ADP-ribosylarginine-[protein] hydrolase activity.
ACUGACACUUUGAUGUGAGCGGCUACCUUUGAUAGAGAUUGGAAAGCUGGUAAAGAAACAACGGCAUCAACAAAACUGGCGCUGGAGAAUAUUUGUUAGGAAACUAUGCCGAUAAUCUCUACUCAAUUGUUUUUCAACUGUGUGGUUUAGGUGGUUGAAAAGCUCUUCGGUGGAAGAAGUUCUUGCAAAUAACUGCUUAAGACUAGGAACAUGGAGAAAUUCAAGGCUGGUAUGGUCCUGGGCGGCGUUGGAGAUGCCUUGGGCUUCAGAAAAGGCCGUUGGGAAAGUUGCACAUCAGGCAGAAAGAUCCAGGAGGAACUGGCAUCCUUGGGCGGUCUGGGAGCUCUAAAACUGGACCCAGAUAACUGGCCGCUGAGUGAUGCAACAUUGAUGCACAUAACCACUGCUGAGGCACUUAUAACAGAUUACUGGUGUCUGGAGGACCUGUACCGUGAGUUGGUGCGUCUCUACGUUGAAGCCAUGGUGUCCCUCCAGGGAAGAAGCCCUGAUCCGGCAACAGUUGAAGGCUGUGUUCACCUUAAACCGCAUAAUUUUCUCCUUGCCUGGCAUACACCCUUCAAUGAAAAAGGGUCUGGAUUUGGUGCAGCUGCUAAGGCCAUGUGUGUGGGUAUGAGAUACUGGCAACCUGAGAGACUAGAGAGCCUAGUGGAGGUCAGCAUUGAGACCGGAAGGAUGAUCCAUAAUCAUCCCACAGGCUUUCUGGGUUCCCUGACAACAGCGCUGUUUGCUUCUUAUGCAAUCCAAGGAAAACCUCUUGGAACUUGGGGCCGUGAGCUCAUGAAAGUAAUCCCUCGAGCUGAGGAGUACUGCAGGAAAACCAUAAGACAAAUGGCAGAAUAUCAAGAAAACUGGUUCUACUUUGAAGCUAAGUGGCAGUUUUACUUGGAAGAAAGGGAACUAGAAAAAGAAGGUCAGAAUAAACCGUUGGUGGAAAAUCGCUACGAUGCUGACGACACAGAUAAGAUGUACAAGCGAUGGAGUUCAGAGGGACGUGCUGGCCGGAGGGGACAUGAUGCCCCGAUGAUAGCCUAUGAUGCCCUCCUUAUUGCAGGAAGCGAUUGGGCAGAACUGUGCAGAAGAGCCAUGUUCCACGGAGGGGAGAGUGAAGCCACAGGCCUGAUCGCUGGUUGCCUCUAUGGCCUUAUGUAUGGUCUAAAUCAAGUUCCUUCAAGCCUGUACCAGGAUUUAGACAAAAGGCAACGCUUGGAGGAGCUCGGAGAGGCGCUUUACAAAGCAGCAUCUGCAGAGAAGUGCAUAGACAAGUAAAACUGCUGCCUAUUGGCUCUAUCAAAAGGAACUGCACGACCCAAAGACCUCUCUUCCCUGCACUGUCCUUUAGUUCUCUUUGGUAGAUCCUCUUUCUAAUGUAACAUGUCCUUUUCAUCCCCCCACACCCCCUUGGUCUUGCCAUCCAUAAACCACCCAAGUAUAUUUCAUGAACCACAAAAAUAUCAAAGGUUAGGCUAUCCUGUUUGUCGAUAUGCAUCUGACUAGCGUGUAUUCCAUAUAAAGUGUAUCGCUAACAUGGAUUUGAAGAUGAAUGGACGCUUGUAUUGGAUUGCAGUGUGGAGAAGUAAAACUUAAGUAAACUAUAGCAACUGAGGAUGAUUCUAACUCUAAUCCCCUAUUGCUUAAAGGGGACCUGUUGUACUGAAUUGUGCACUCCUCUAGAGCAGCUACACAUAAUAACCCGCACUUUCUAGAUCUUCCUGAAUCUGCACCUAUUCCAGCUGUAUUUCUUUGGAUUUCCAAAACGAUCUGUUUGAAUUCAUUCAACCCACACCCCUCCUCCGGGCAUACCCACUCUGCUGUGAUUGAUCCCACUCAGCUCCUACGGCUAACAGCAAGGAAGUCCAUCUCACUGUGACGUUGCGGAGAAAAAAAACUCUCUGAGAACCAACCCAAACUUCUAUCCAACUGCCAAAUAAUAAUAAUAAUAAUAAUAAUAAUAAUAAUAAUAAUAAUACAACAUUCUAACAAAAUUUAUCGGACAGAAGAGUCGAAAAAGCACAAUAGGUCCUCUUUAAUGUUAAUUUAUAUUAACAUUUGAUUCCAGUGCAAGAUUUUUUCAUGAUAGUUGGACAAUGGGGAAAAUACAUAAAACAUACAAUAAUCCUACUCUCAAUUUCAAUAUUGCUCCCAAUGAUAUAACUACAUUUGACAGUAAUGUAACCGUAUUCAGUGCAUAACAGUGACAUGAGUGUCAUUGAGUGCUAAGGCAGCCAUGUGAUGGGUGAUUUGAGCUAUGACAAACCUUUUAGUAAAGCAUGGGAAAUAACCAUACCAUAGUGAUGAUUAAAAUGUUCUUAGAUCUUGUAUAUAAACUCUGCCUCUCUUCCUCUUCUAAUAUUGUUUCUACUUUAAUAUUGUACCUUUCUUUCACCCAAAUAAUCUAUAAACUAAUCAAUACUACUUAAACUAAUCAGUGCUGCUAAAUAUGUCUAAUUGUUUUCCAACAGUGCAUUUUUAUGGUGACAUUUUUUGAGUUCCAUAAAAUUAAACUCAAAGGGCAAAUUUACUUUCUUUUUUGUAUAAUCCAUCGUUCACAAUCCUUAUGUGAAACAUGAACACAUUUAUUUCCCAUUUCUGUGCAUUAUAACAUGAAAAAACAAGUUAUUUUCAUUGGGAUACAUCUAUUUUGACUAUGAAGCCGUCUUAAAAACGCCUCUACCAACACUGCAUGGUUUCAUAUUCAUGCUGUGAUCAUGCAUUAACACGUACACUGAUGAUAACAUGGAAUAGUUGCAGUAUCUUGCUGUAUUUUAUGAUUUAAAACACUAUAGAAACUCCAUUCCUCUGUGCAUCGAUAGACUGAACAAGAUGCUUGUUUGCCGUCAGCGUUUUUUUACCUGAAGACUGGAGCACACGUCUUCUGCUGGAACACACAGCCAUCCCAGAGCAGAGAUCAUAAGAGUUGUAGCAGCUGUUUUUUUUUUUAGAGGGAUUCGUAGUCGAAAUAGGGUUAUCCCAAUGACAGCAUUAUGAAUUGGCUGAAUUUAACUUGUUUUCUUGUAUUAUAAAGCACAUAAAAGGGAAAGAAAUAUGUGUUGAUGUUUCACGUAAGGAUUGUGAAUGAUGGGCAAAAUUCCACCCCAAAAAUGCAGCCCUCCCCCUUUUUUAGUUCCCCUUUUAAAAAGCAUGAAUUUAAUAGCAUAAAUUAUGUGUGGGAUUCAUUGUUAUCUUCAAUUGACUGACAUUUAAAAAUGUUCUGAUGCUCAUGUUUCUAUUUUUGUUAGUUAUCCAUUUUCACUCGUUACAUUUGACAGUUUGUUGCUUGUAUACAUAAAACCAGACUGUAGCAACCAGUCACCCUCAUGUUCAAUUGGUCAUUAUGCUUUUUGUUUCUGUUUUUGUAGUUUGCUAAACAGCAUAACUGAAAGGUUUUUAGAAACAUUGUUAUCUGAAUCCAUAUUUGACAUGGAUCACAAUGGAUUUUGAAAUUGCUGUAUGAUCCAA